Mycotypha africana is the source of this 1635-nucleotide messenger RNA. RefSeq lists its product as uncharacterized. Gene Ontology annotation, molecular function: CoA-ligase activity. NCBI's taxonomy places the organism in Eukaryota, Fungi, Mucoromycota, Mucoromycetes, Mucorales, Mycotyphaceae. The record is from RefSeq and is a predicted model, not a curated record. The transcript has 7 exons. The coding region runs from base 1 to 1635 and encodes 544 amino acids.
AUGCCUAAACGCAUCUUUCCAGACAUCACGCUGUAUCAACUGUUAUUCGAGCAAAACAAGAAAUUCAUACCGUCCAAUGCAUGCUAUAUAGAUGCCGAAGAUCAUACGCAACAGCUUACAUUCGCAGAAGUACAAGAUAUUAUCCUCAAGUUUGGUGCAGGCAUAAAGCUUCAAUUUGAGGAUUUUAAGCAGGGUGAUGUCGUAGCAUUUUAUGCUGGAAACUGCUUGACUUAUGCAGCUGCAAUUCAUGGUCCUGUGGUUAUUGGUGGAGUUUCUACCACUAUUGAUGCUUCUUCUGAUGCAGUAUCAGCUUCAAUUGCUCUCAAAACGGUCAAUGCCAAAAUUCUUAUUACCGACUCGUCACAUCUAAACAAAGCCAGAAAAGCAGCCAAGCUUGCCAAUCUAUCUGAGCAGAAUAUUUUUCUCUUUGACGAAGGAAACGAAAUUCAUCAACUAAAGGACGACCUAUCUGAAUACCAGACAUUUACCAAUGCCUUUUUGAAGCAUAAUGAUUUUGCCACACCCGUUACCUAUUCCUCGAAUAAAUUAGCAACAGUACCCUGCUUUUAUUGCUUUACCUCAGGCACCACAGGAAAAAAGAAAGCUGUGACUAUAACACAUAAAUCGUUGACCAGUGCUCUGCAGCUCAAGGACGAUUGGCUUCCUCCCACACUUUCUAUGCUACUUCAUACAGACUUUCAUCACGUCAGCUCUCUGUUAAUCACUUUCCACAUGAAUGUAUAUCAUGGCUGCACUUCGUAUAUUUUGAAAGAAUAUACAUUUGAGAAACUCUUACGCGGCAUUCAAACAUGCAAGGCGAAUGUAAUCAGUACACAACCUUGGAUCGUAGCGGCUAUGGUAAAAGAAUUUGAGAAUAUAGUAGAAAAAAAAGGGUAUGACCUCUCAAGCCUGAUGUUGGUCGUCUGUGGUGGAGCAUUCAUCGACAAGACGGCCUGCAUGUCUUUUUAUCAAAAGUAUAAAGCGCCUCUUGUGAAUGCUUAUGGUAUGACAGAGAUUCUAAAUUUUUUAGAGUCGAGUUUUCCUGGCACCCUCAAAGGAGAAAUGGGCUGUCUCUCCACUGGUUUUUCCUGCAAGUUAUUAGACCAAAACGGCAAAGAGGUCGGUUAUAACACUGCUGGCGAGCUUUGUGUAAAGGGGCCUACACUGACUCCAGGCUACUAUGAUAACGAUGAAUUGAACGCAGCUUCCUUUGAUAAAGACGGAUUCUUUCAUACAGGUGAUUUGUUCAAGGUCAACGAGGACGGCGUUUUAUUCUUUAUUGACCGCUUGAAAGACAUCAUUAAACACAAAGUCCAUCAUAUAGCACCACAAGACAUUGAAAGUGUAUUGAUGCAGUAUCCUCUUGUUACAGACUGCGCAGCUGUAGGUGUAUACUCUGAUGAAGAAACAUGCUGGUUACCUCGCGCUUUUGUGCUACUUUCAUCAGCUACGGAAAAAAAGGAUCUCGAUACGAUCAAGCAAGAACUUUUAAACCUUGUGAAGGAAAAGCUCCCUCCUCAAAGUCAACUCUACGGAGGGCUCUACCUCUGUAGGGACUUGCCUCGAACAUCCACCGGGAAAAUUGAACGCCGUACACUUCGAUUGAGCGACCGAAUGGAUCAAUGGUUGUUUUGA